Molecule: messenger RNA, 1442 nt
Organism: Trifolium pratense (red clover)
Lineage: Eukaryota; Viridiplantae; Streptophyta; Magnoliopsida; Fabales; Fabaceae
Product: protein WALLS ARE THIN 1-like
Exons: 6
Coding region: 142-1233 (363 amino acids)
Cellular component (GO): plasma membrane
Molecular function (GO): transmembrane transporter activity
Source: RefSeq, a predicted model, not a curated record
CUCUAGCUAUUUACAAAAAAAAAAAGAUCUCUCUAUCUUGCAUCAGAUAUUUUUUCCUCAUUUUUUCUUGGUCAACAUCUACUUCUCUGAGUGGAUCCAUAUCAACAAAACCUGCAAACAAAACACAAUAUCCAAAAGACUAUGGUGGGUGAACGAGCUAAGCUACACAUAGCCUUAACUUUCUUACAAUUUUGUCAUGCAGGAAAUCAUAUAUUUCUCAGAAUUGCACUUAAUACAGGAGUUAGCAAGCUUGUUUUUCCUGUAUAUAGAAACAUCACUGCUUUCAUUCUUCUAGCUCCACUUGCAUAUUUCACAGAAAAGAAAGAUAGGCCAAAAAUAACCAGUUAUUGUCUGCUACAAUUUUUCCUUCUUGGACUUGUUGGAAUAACAAUGAAAGAAGGAUUUUAUCUCUUUGGUUUGGACAACACAUCACCAACAUUUGCUUCUGCUAUGCAAAAUUCUGUUCCAGCCCUUACAUUUCUGAUGGCUGUGUUACUAAGAUAUGAGAGCUUACACUUAAAUAGGAUAAAUGGUAUAGCUAAGGUUUUUGGAGUACUUGCUUCUGUUGGAGGAGCUUCAAUCAUUACCCUUUACAAAGGACCUACCAUUUAUGCUCCAAAUCUAGAACUUCACCAAAGACAAUUUUUAUUGUCGUUAUUUGAGGAUGCAAAUGGGAAAAAUUUGAACUUAGGUGGUAUCCUUCUAUUUGGUCAUUGCUUGUGUUGGUCUGGUUGGAUUGUGAUGCAAGCAUUUGUUCUGAAAAAGUACUCAGCGCAACUCACAGUUUCCGCUUUUACUUGCUUCUUUGGUGUUGUGCAGUUUGGGACAAUUGCAGCCUUUCUUGAGAAAGAUCCUAAAUCUUGGAAGCUCAAUUCCAUUGAAGAGGCUUACAGUAUUUUGUACUCGGGACUGGUGAUUUCGGGGAUGACAGCAGCAAUACAAAUAUGGACUAUUAACAAAGGAGGGCCAGUGCUUGCUUCAAUUUAUCUUCCCUUACAGACAAUACUCGUAGCUUUGAUGGCGCCCAUUGUUUUUGGUGAAGAAUUCUUCUUGGGAGGGAUUAUUGGAGCUUUCUUAAUUAUAUCUGGGUUAUACCUUGUUGUCUGGGGAAGAAGCCAAGAAACUAAGUUUGUUGAGGAGUUCAUAAUCUCCACUGAGCCUGAGAAUCAUUUGAAAGAAAAAAGUGACGGUUCUUCCCUCAUAGAGCCAUUGAUUCCUGUGCACAAUUCUUAGGUGUUAGGGGAAAAUUUUAUAUGGUAAUAAAAUUCUAAUAGUCUCUUAAGCCUUAAGUUAAGGUGGCCAAAUAAUAUUACAACAUUUAUUUGCUGUAACAGUAUUGUCAUUAGUCAGUUGAUCACAUACACAAGAAUAACAACAACUGGUAGAUAACUGAUUUAAUGUUGUAUUAAAUUAUAAGCUACCAACAAAAAUUAUUUCACGCA